UAAGAUGUCGUCGAGUCGGUCACAAUCACCUGAAACUCCAAAGGCAGCCAGUGAGGAACGUGAAGAAGAAGAAAAAGAGUCAUCUGAACAGCCAGAUACUCCCAAAACUAGCAGCGAGAAGUCUGCAAGUCGUUCACAGUCGCCCAGAGAAUCGCGGGAAGUGAGCCAAGAGACUGAAACUUCGGAAAAUCAAGAGAAAAUCAAAGAAAAGGAUGACGGGGAUGAUCAGCCUGGCACACCGAACAGCUAUAGAAGCCGGGAAACUUCACCAGCUCCAAAAAGGUCCAAGGAGACCAGAGAAUCAGAGUCUCCUGAAAAAUCACCGGUUCGUUCAAGAUCUCCCAGAAGGUCUUCAGCACGUUCCCCGUCACGAUCUCCUAGACGGCGCCGAGAAAGAAGCUCAGAAAGAAAGCAAUCCGAAGAGCCAGCACCGCUACCAGAGAAAAAGAAGAAAGAGCCGCUGGAUAUUCUACGAACAAGAACCGGAGGAGCAUAUAUUCCACCCGCCAAACUUCGACUUAUGCAACAACAGAUUAGUGAUAAGCAAAGUGAACAGUAUCAGAGAAUGAAUUGGGAAAGAAUGAAGAAAAAGAUUCACGGAUUGGUUAACAGAGUCAACGCGAAGAAUCUUGUUCAAAUUGUCAGAGAACUUCUUCAAGAGAAUGUGAUUCGUUCAAAGGGACUUCUCUGCCGUGACAUUAUUCAAGCUCAGGCUUUCUCACCAGGAUUCUCUAACGUCUAUGCAGCUUUGGCGGCAGUUAUCAACUCGAAAUUCCCUCAUGUCGGUGAACUUCUUCUCCGUCGUCUGAUUGUACAGUUCAAAAGAAGUUUCCGUAGAAAUGACAGAGGCGUCACGGUGAACGUGAUCAAAUUCAUCGCACAUUUGAUUAAUCAACAAGUUGCUCACGAAGUUCUUGCGCUGGAAAUCAUGAUUCUGAUGCUUGAAGAACCAACUGAUGAUUCAGUUGAAGUCGCCAUUGCGUUCCUGAAAGAGUGUGGAGCAAAGCUUCUGGAGAUUGCUCCAGCAGCUCUUAACAGUGUCUACGACCGUCUUCGUGCAAUUCUCAUGGAAACUGAAAGAUCGGAAAAUGCACUGGAUCGACGUAUUCAGUAUAUGAUUGAGACUGCAAUGCAGAUUCGAAAGGACAAAUUUGCGGCGUAUCCGGCGGUCAUUGAAGACUUGGACUUGAUUGAGGAGGAGGAUCAGAUCAUCCAUACACUUAAUUUGGAGGAUGCGGUUGAUCCGGAAAAUGGGCUUAAUGUGUUCAAACUAGAUCCAGAAUUCGAAAAGAACGAGGAGGUUUAUGAGGAGAUCCGUAAGGAAAUCAUUGGAAACGCCGAUAUUUCGGAUGAGGAUGGUGGCGACGAGUUGGAUGAUGAAGAAGAGGGUAGUGAUGUGGAAGAGGCUCCGAAGAAGACUACAGAGAUUAUUGAUAAUACUGAUCAGAAUUUGACUGCUUUCAGAAGAGAAGUCUACCUGACAAUGCAAUCAUCUUUGGACUACCAAGAAGCUGCUCACAAAUUGCUGAAAAUGAAGAUUCCAGACAGCAUGCAGAACGAACUCUGCGCGAUGCUUGUCGAUUGUUGUGCUCAACAGCGUACCUACGAGCGAUUCUACGGAAUGCUCAUCGAACGUUUCUGCCGACUUCGCCUCGAAUACCAGCAAUACUUUGAAAAGCUCUGCCAGGACACGUAUUCCACGAUUCACCGAAUUGACAUCACAAAACUGCGGAAUUUGGCUCGCCUUAUUGCUCAUUUGCUCUCGACGGAUGCUAUUGACUGGAAGAUUUUGGCCGAUAUGAAAAUGACCGAAGAGGACACAACUUCUUCUGGCAGAAUCUAUAUUAAAUAUAUAUUUAAUGAACUUGUGGAGGCGAUGGGAAUGGUUAAACUUCAUUCGAGAGUUACUGAUCCAACUUUGGCUCAUUGCUUUGUUGGAUUAUUCCCACGAACUAAUCCGAACAGCGCACGAUUUUCGAUCAACUUCUUCACAAUGAUUGGAUUGGGUGGUUUGACGUUGGAACUUCGUGAAUGGCUGGCAAAGGGUCUCAAGAAGAAGAAGGGAAUGCUGGAUCAGUUGAAGGCCGAAUCAAGCUCAGAUUCAUCGUCGUCUUCGGAUUCGUCAGACUCGUCUGAUUCUUCGGAUUCUGACGAUUCAUCCGACUCGUCUUCAGAUUCCUCAUCUUCUUCAGAAUCAGAGCCAGAACCACCGAAGAAAAAGAAGAAGAAGAACAGUGAAGAGAGUUCCAAAAAGAAGGAAAAAGAGAAUAUUGGUCGACGGGAUCGUGGAGACAAGAGAGCUGAACGUCAUCGUGAUCAAAGUGUGGAGAACAAGGACAAGGAUCGUCGACGUCGCCAGGAUUCUGACGAAAAUCGUCGGCCAGAACGAGGAGAUGACCGCAAGGAUCGGAGUAAAGAUCGUCGUCGUCAAGACUCGGAUGAUGAGGAUCGGAAAGGUCGUGAACGUCGGGAAGAUUCAGGGGAAAGACGUCGCGGAGAUCGGGAUCGACGUGAUCGAAACAAGGAUCAGGAGGAUCACCGUGAAGAUCGCCGUGACCGAAGCAAGGAUCGUGAGGAUCGACGUGAUCGCCGUCGUCAUGACUCUGAUGAUGAUCGUAAAACUCGUCGGGAUAGAAGUGAAGAGCGAGGAGGACGUCGUCGUGAAGUGGAAUCGGAUGAUCGACGCCGACGUCGUUGAAUUUUCAAAUUUUAAAUACUGAAUAUUUGUUUUUUUUCCUAUUAUUUAUUUAUUCUCUUUGUGUUUUUUUUCUUGCUUUCUAAAAAAUUAAUUCAAUCCAAAUCUAA
Caenorhabditis elegans is the source of this 2805-nucleotide messenger RNA. It is a transcript of the gene let-858, whose product is annotated as Pre-mRNA-splicing factor CWC22 homolog. Gene Ontology annotation, molecular function: RNA binding. The record is from RefSeq and is marked reviewed. Gene Ontology annotation, cellular component: nucleus; nuclear speck. Bases 5 to 2698 code for a protein of 897 amino acids. The transcript is spliced from 10 exons. Lineage: Eukaryota; Metazoa; Nematoda; Chromadorea; Rhabditida; Rhabditidae.